CAAUCGGCCGGUCGAGCCCGUGGAGUUGUUGAAGGGUCUUCCUGGUCGUGGCUCCGGGGCGCAUGCUAGCGUCUUUCCAAUUUGUGUCCGCGGAGCAGCACGACGUCCAGGAUGGGCCGCCCAUUUGUUUGCGCGAUCCCCUGGCGCCGGGGGACGUCUCGCACCGAAAGGACGGUUCCUGACAGCGGGAAUAAGCAAGAAGAAAGGCUGCGGAGCGUCACCGAGAUAUCUCCUCUUUGGAUGCAACGCCCCACAACCCACCAGCGUGGAUCGACAGGGCGCAGCCGCGCAUUGGCACCCUAAAUAUGCCCGACUCCCCCUGCGUCUCUUUCCCUGCACGCAUUGCUCUCGCAUCGCAACGGCCGGCUGUCAAAACCAGGCCGAUAUUCCAUUUCUCUGCCGAGUCCCACCUGGCCUGCCCUCCCGACUUUCGAAUCCGCUCUCUUCAGCCCUCGACGACGACCUGCCCUCUACUACCAACCCCCAACCAUGGCCAGGCUCUGGCGGAAUAGGUGAUGAUAUGUCACUUGACUCAACGAAGGAGCGCAAAUGGCCGUUCAAAUCGACCAGGGGAUCCUCGGGGUCGCGGUGGGCGUCCUGGUCUAUAGCUUCAUCUGCCUCUCUGCCGGUCUUCUCAUGAUAGUCCUGGUAUGGGCCCGGCAGGAGCGCACGAGCUAUGUUGCUUGUCUAUCAUUUCUCACCUCCAUAUCCACCACGGCCUCCAUCAUCCAGCAGUUCCACACCAUAGUGGACUGGGAGAAUAUUGCCAUGGCCAAGUUUGACCGCGUCCUCGCCGAUCCCCGGAACCCAGAACUGUCCAUUUCUGGAGCAUCUGUAGGCGUUGAUCUUGUACUUUUUUAUAUCCAGUACUACUCGUAUAAUGCAAUGGCAAUGAUGACUCUCUUCUGGGCCUUCGAGUUGGCUGCUUCUGUCUUCAAAUGGACGGAUCUGAGAGGGAAGCGUAGCAGUCUGAUUUGCAAGACAACUGCCUUCCUACUUCCUGCGUUGCAGAUGGGUAUCUUGCGACUCCGUGCCACUCAAAAAAUCGAGGCACUUUUCUACAUUAUCGCCAACAUCAUCAUGGCCAUCUCUCUAUCGUCUGGGGCAGUUCUCCUCAUGUUGAUACUGUUCAAGUAUAUCCGCGUGCGGAUGGCUUUCAUGUCCUGGCACGUGGGCUAUGGUGAAGCCUCCUCACCCACGUCACAAGCAACGGACCUCAGCCGCUCGCUCCCCGUCACGGUUGCGCCGCGCCAGAGCAUCCACGACAACUGGCUUAUGGUCAGAUUCACCAUAGCAUUUGUUGCACUUGCCAUUUUCGAAGUGCUCACUAUUCACUUUGAGACGGUCACCUCUGCAGCCAACGCCAACAUAGCGGCUGGCACACCCGAUUUGAGCGCCGACGCACUCAAACAGGUCGUCCUCCUCUUCAUGCCCGGCGUAUCGGCCAGCUUGCUCGUGUUUGUCGUGUUUGGUACUACCAAGACGCUGCGCGAGUACAUGUGGGCCAAGGUGGUGCCACGCCGCAUCCGCGAGCAAAGAGAGGCCGCCCGUGCCAACAGAUUACCGUCGGUCGUCUUCCCGCGCGGCGUAGACGGCGGCUUCGUCGCCGACCAGCACCAGAUGGCGCUGCUGGACUCCCACCAGAGGAGGGACAGCAACGACCGCAGCGACAACGGCUACGGAUACGACCAAGAAACCAACACGGGGGGCGGCUAUCCGCACCUGCCGCCCAUCACCUCGGGCGGAGAUCUGAGCGACGUGGAGCGUGCCAUCACAAAGAGCGGCAGGACGAGCACCAGAAUCACCAAGCCGCCCUCGGUUAUUGUCCCUGGUGGACGCCCGACCCGGGGCUCGCGAAGAGGAAGCAAGCGAUGAUUUCUUUUAUCCUACAUUUGAUAACUCGUCUUCUCUCUUGUCUUUAUAAAUGAUGACACGUGAUAGGGUGUUGGGGGACUGGAGUUGGCGGGAUAUGAUACCAAAUUUGCCUGAAUUUUUACUGUAUGAUGGAGGCCAUGCGCCGAGGGAUAACGGGUUUCGGAGGGGAAAAUAUGUAUGAUUAUGUGUAUGAUUCUAGCGAGGAGCAAAGGGAUGUGCACAAUUUUGAUAUGUUAGCUUUUAGUUUUUGAUGCACACCUAACGAGGUGUCGUGGGAGGAAAUCGCCUCAGGAUCAUUCAGCGUCGCCUGCCUUACCGUCGUGGAAGCGCUCCC
Gaeumannomyces tritici R3-111a-1 is the source of this 2209-nucleotide messenger RNA. RefSeq lists its product as hypothetical. The record is from RefSeq and is a predicted model, not a curated record. The transcript has 6 exons. The coding region runs from base 550 to 1875 and encodes 441 amino acids. Lineage: Eukaryota; Fungi; Ascomycota; Sordariomycetes; Magnaporthales; Magnaporthaceae.